GUUAAAGUGACAGCAUGCUAACAUGUUUUAUGCUAGUUAAUGUGAAAACAUUGAGUAGUUAUGCCUCUAAUAGUAAUGUGUGGUUAUCCGUGUAGUGGUAAAACACGAAGAGCAGAGGAGCUGAAGGUUUAUUUAGAGGAAAACACCGAACGAAAGGUUCAUGUAGUGGGAGAUGAAGCCCUGGGUGUUGAGAAAAACACUGUUUACGCAGACUCCCAAAAGGAAAAGAAUGUCAGAGCAGCCCUGAAAGCUGAAGUAGAGAGGAAAGUCAAUAAGGAUGAUAUUGUAAUCUUGGAUUCACUGAAUUACAUAAAAGGUUACCGCUAUGAACUCUUCUGUCUCAUCAAACAUACACAGACACCACACUGUCUUGUGUACUGUUUGACAUCAGAUCAAGUAAGUUCAAGAUGGAAUACAGACAGAGAUGCUGCAGAGCAGUACACACAAGAAAUUUUUGAUGCAUUGGUGCUAAGAUUUGAGGCUCCAGACUCUAGAAAUCGCUGGGACUCUCCUUUAUUCACCAUCCUGCAAGACGACACGCUUCCAUUUGACGCUAUCUCUGAUGCACUUUUCAAAAGAAAAGCACCUCCACCUAAUCAGUCGACUCAGAGUCAACCAUUGUCAUCUGCAAACUUCUUGUACGAGUUGGACAAGAUAACACAAGACGUUUUAAUGGCAAUUUUCAAUGCACAGAAAACAAGUGUUCCUGGGGAUCUUGUUUCUGUUCCUGGAGCAACAGAGAAGAUUGAGCUCACCAGGAGCAUCAACAUGGCAGAGCUGCGGAAAUUACGGCGUCAAUUCAUCAGCUACACAAAGAUGCACCCAACGGAGAACACAGGACAACUUGCCAACAUGUUUGUGCAAUAUUUAAAUAAGAGUCUUCACUGAGGUUUUAUUAUAUGUUUCUUUUUUGUAUUUUCUGGGCAAAAUAAAUCAGUUUAAAUAGUU
Sphaeramia orbicularis (orbiculate cardinalfish) is the source of this 948-nucleotide messenger RNA. RefSeq names its product KTI12 chromatin associated homolog (gene kti12). NCBI's taxonomy places the organism in Eukaryota, Metazoa, Chordata, Actinopteri, Kurtiformes, Apogonidae. The transcript is spliced from 9 exons. The record is from RefSeq and is a predicted model, not a curated record. The coding region runs from base 61 to 888 and encodes 275 amino acids.